Messenger RNA from Cuscuta epithymum, 762 nucleotides. The record is from the annotation of a GenBank genome assembly. NCBI's taxonomy places the organism in Eukaryota, Viridiplantae, Streptophyta, Magnoliopsida, Solanales, Convolvulaceae.
CGACCCUAACUACACCCUCUCACGUAUAACUUCCGCCACUCACCCACGCAACAGCAGCCGUCGAACCUCUGCCCGCCUUCUAGCUGCCAGCCACGUACUGUCCAUCGCCGCCGCCUUCCAAAGGUCGUUCUCUAGCCUGGGAGCACAAUCGCCCGACCUGGGUGUCAAGGCGCCGCCCGCCGGCCACCGGCCAGCACAAGAAGAUGCCCAGUUUCCCAAAUCUGAUUUCGCGAAGAGAAAAGCUCACUCUUAUAAGGCGGCGGCGGCGGUCGUCCAUCACUUAGCUUCUUCUUCUCUUCUUUUUGGAUCGCUUAUCCUUACUGCUACCCCACCUAUUCUUUUCAAUCGUGGCUGCAGAGCGUCAAUGGAGCGUCGUUUACGCCAGAUAGGCUGUUCUUGAAGAUGGAAUUUGAAAGCCAGGCUUCGGAAUUAGAGAACUUUGGGAAAAAUUGGGAAUACGUUGAAAAUGUGAAUGCAUUGAGUAUUGGAAUGGUAUUACAGAACAUUGGCUUGAAAUGGGUUGAAAAGGGUUCUUUUUAAUUUUCUAUUUUUGAAAUUAAAGUUUGUUUAAUUUGUUCCUUAAAAAAAGAAAUUAAAGUUUGUUUGAAUUUAGGGUUUAUGGACAUUAAACAUGUGCAUUGAGCAUUAGCUACUGAAUAUGACAAUAAGUCUUGAAUAAGACAACGAAUAUGACAAUAAAUAAUAGACAUGUUGUACAUAGCAGUGAACGAAUGAAUUAAGAAAUUUUGUUAUGCAGUGAUU